This is a messenger RNA of Clupea harengus (Atlantic herring), 2508 nucleotides long. RefSeq names its product membrane frizzled-related protein (gene mfrp). Lineage: Eukaryota; Metazoa; Chordata; Actinopteri; Clupeiformes; Clupeidae. The record is from RefSeq and is a predicted model, not a curated record. Gene Ontology annotation, molecular function: protein binding.
CAAUUGCUACAAGCGAAGAUGACUGAUCUGACAGAAAUAUCCUUAGACUCAGAAUCUGAUAUCUAUAAGAACGUAUACUGCAAUCCUGCCUUUGAGCCAGAAAAUGAGCGGGAGGAAACAAGGCAAGAAUUCAAAACUCAUGUCUCCGCACCGGAGAUCAAUAAGACGUCAGAAACAAGCAAUGGGAUGCUGAGCCUUUGUGUGGUCCGUCUGAGAGGGCCUUGGUGUGGCUGGGGAGCCUUGGUGGUGUCGGCAGCCGCAUUACUUCUUGUGACAGCUUUAGGACUAACACUGAUUCUCAUUCUAACUCAACUAAAUGGACCUACUUCAGAACCUGGCCUGGUGUCACCUUUAGACUCGUGGAGUGGAGAUGGCGUGUCCCACACCCCAGCAAGACCCACCACCUACUCCUUCACUCAGAGCCCUGUGCCAACUCUCAGUGGGCAAGACCCCACCUCCCCUUCCAAAUGUGGGGGUGUCUUGACAGACACAGAGGGCUCUUUCAACUCUCCCAACCACCCGGGCUCAUAUCCCCCUGAUUUGCUGUGUGUGUGGGUGAUCCGGGUGCAACCCCCAAGCCUAGUGCAGAUCCACGUGUCCUCACUGGACAUCGAGGGGCCCUCCCCCUGCCUGUUUGAUUGGCUAGAGGUUCGAGAGGAGACCGAGCAGACCUCCACUGUAACCAGGUUCUGUGGUAAUGUGUCCCCUCCCACCGUCAACACCAACAGCAGCACAGUGUGGGUCAGCUUCCGGUCAGAUGGGAGUAUCGCAAGGAAUGGUUUCACAGCCCAGUACCACUCCAUUUUACCUGGGCAGAAGAGCUGUUCCAGGGAAGAGUUUAUGUGUGAUAAUGGCCGUUGUCUCUUGCCUGUGUCUGUUUGCGAUGGCCAGCCAAACUGUCUGGACCAAACUGAUGAGGCUAACUGCAGUCACAAGCACAAGGAAUGUGGUGGCCAGAAGAGUGGAUUGCAGGGCUCCUUCUCCAGUCCAAACCACCCCAAGCCCUAUCCCCAUCAACAGCUUUGCACCUGGCAUAUAUCUGUGGAGGAUGGGCACGUCAUAAAGCUGAAUUUCCGUAACUUCAGCCUGGAAACUCAAGAUGUGUGUGAGUUUGACUACGUGGAAGUGCGUGACAGUUCUGAAACUGGGGACGACAGUGUUCUUGGCCGGUACUGUGGAUCAGGACUCCCUCCUGAUUUGACCUCCUCCGGCCCCGUCAUGACUGUGGUCUUUGUGGCGGACGAGGGAGUGGCGGACAGCGGCUUCUACGCUUCCUACCAGGCCAUUCCUCUCUCCGAGAGGACGUGCAGCUCAGGUCAGUUUGCAUGUGGCAGUGGGGAGUGUCUGCAUCCACAGUGGCUGUGUGACGGAUGGAAUGACUGUGCCGACGGCGCGGACGAAAUGGACUGUGCCAACUCCACUUAUCCCCCGAUCACAUCAUCCUGCGAGCCCGUCCAGGUGGAGAUGUGCCAGGGCCUGUCCUAUAACCUCACCUCCUUCCCCAACAUCUGGCUCUCCAUUGCCGACCAGCGGGAGGCAGCGGCCAUGCUGCAGCAGUACAGAGUGCUGAUGGAGCUGGCGUGUUUCGAGCCCUUGCGUAAGCUGGUGUGCGGCAUGUUCCUGCCCCAGUGCAGCCCCCAGGGCGGGGUGCUGCAGCCGUGCUGGUCGGUGUGCUCGGCCGCGGAGCAGCAGUGCGGGCAGGUCCUGGACCUCUUCUCCCUCAGCUGGCCCUUCAACUGCCAGCUGCUGCCAGACUCGGACGAUCCCGUCAAGUGCUCUCUCCCGUAACUGCAACACGGCACACUGGUGACAGUUGUACACUUCUGCCUGUUGGCUGUUUAUUAUUACCUGAUAAUAACUGUUGAAGUGUUUGAAAUUCAGUAUUCAGUUGUGCUGCCGGCUGGUGUGGUAAUCAUCAGAUAUCACAGCUGUUUCCACUUGCUGGGCUAAGACUCUGUGAGCAGAUGCAGCCCCGAAAGGAUGAAGACAGACACCUUUCCUCCACUUGGCGCCAGUAAAAUGCAUGUUUUUCCAAGGGCACAGUUGCCAAACCCUUCGAAGAAACCAGACUUCUGCCUUUUUUCACAUCUAGAUGCCUUCCAAGAGACAAGACGUUUGCCCUCUUACACAUUCUGGAGAGUGCGUUGUCAACUUUUGACAAAAACAUCAACUACCUCUCCUUGGGUCACUUGCUAUGCUAAAAAGGGUGCUUUUUGCUACUGUCUGUGGACACCCAUUCUAUGAACCUGACUACCACACUGCCACUGAGAUCACAUACUUCAGUUAUGAUCACAUUGUCACGAGUCCUUUUCAGUUUGCAUAAUGUCCCUCGCAGUGAUAAAGUAUAGACAUAGACAUGGUGGCAACCCUUGCUAAAACACAAAUAAUGACCAUAUUUUGUCCUUGCUUUAUACUACUCUAUGAAUUCACAUUCUACCAACUUAUCUGUAAUGACAAAACGUUCACCAACAUUUCAACCAUCAUGUCAUUAAAUACAUUUAUUUGAAA